This is a messenger RNA of Aspergillus welwitschiae, 584 nucleotides long. RefSeq lists its product as uncharacterized. The record is from RefSeq and is a predicted model, not a curated record. The transcript has a single exon. The coding region runs from base 259 to 570 and encodes 103 amino acids. Lineage: Eukaryota; Fungi; Ascomycota; Eurotiomycetes; Eurotiales; Aspergillaceae.
GGGGGUUCAGUUGAAAUUACAUCAGACUCAGUAGGGGUAGAUUUUGGCUCCGGUGACUCUAAAGGCUCCGGGGGCUCCUGACUGUCUAUUGCCUUCGUGGUAGGCGGUGCUAGUACCGGAUGCUCAGAGUGAUUCAAAGGCGUUGCAAGAUCCAGAUGCUGCACCUCUUUUUCGGCCGCAAUCUCAGCCUGCGGGGGUGAGAACUGCGAGCUCCCUGAACUGGAAGAGAGAGUUGCAGAGCCGACAUCGUCAGACUUGAUGGCAUCACUCCCCUGGCUUGCAGCAACGUCUUUCUUUCCCGAAUGCUCUUCGACAACAGAUACUAGGACGUCCUGUGCCUUCUCCGGAGAAAGGGUCAUACGGCGCGUUAAUCGCAUUCUUUCCGGCAUUUCGACGAUUUCAUUGUCGGCUUCGUUUGGCGUGGUAGGAGGCUCUUCAGGUAUCACUUCCUUGUCCAUGAAGAUUUUCUUCAGCUGCAGAGUGGCCAAUCUUUUGAUAUCCUUUUCCGAAGGGAAGAAAUUCUUCUCGAACUCAGCAAAAGCAGCAUCCCAUUCGACAACCUUCUCCUGAACAGAGCGGAUCAC